This is a messenger RNA of Lactuca virosa, 1448 nucleotides long. NCBI's taxonomy places the organism in Eukaryota, Viridiplantae, Streptophyta, Magnoliopsida, Asterales, Asteraceae. The record is from the annotation of a GenBank genome assembly.
CCUCGUCGCCCCUCAUUUGGCUCUGCUACUUCCAUGUGUUGAUGAUGGGUACGGUUUCCUAAAUGUUCUUCAAUGCCUCCAAAUCUAUAAACUGCAUUCACCUACUUCAUUUAAAUCCCUUGAAAAUCUUUGAACACAACUACUUCAAUUUCAAAUUUUAUCUUAUAUCUCUAAAACCCUAGUUCUCGAUUAAGAUCACACCAUGUGGCAAGUCUUGUUAGGUGCAGCAAUAGCAGGAUCUGGGUAUUUCGCUAAACAACUUCUCCACAAAAACGAAGACAAGCCCACGAAUUAUUCCCCGAUAAACGUUGAUCAACCUGUCGAGAAUGCUGAAUCAGAUUCUUCAAUUUUGGAAGAAGAUACAUCAUCGAUUUUUAGGUUUUCCAGUACUUCACAUGGGUCAAAGAAUCCUCGGAAGAAAUUGGGUCGUGGUGGCGGGAUUAAAUGUGCUAGAGGAAAUCAUGAAAGAAAAUCUGGGUUUGAGAAGAAAAUUGGUGAUGGAUUAGUUGAUGAUCAGAGGAAGAAUGGGAAGAAAUUUACAGUCUGUUUGAAGAAAAGGCGUAUCGGAAGAAAUGCUUCUGCUAAAUGUGAUUCGUUUGAUGUCAAAGAUAAAUCAUCAUUCGGUUGGGGAGUUGGAGUUGGAAUAAUGUACAUGAUGUCAGCUGGAAAAGCCGAAAUCAAUAAACUAAACACAGCAGUAGAUGAAACAGCUAAGGUCGUUCAAGAAUUAAAAAACGAGAUCUUCAAAAGAAAAUCAUCGCGUAAUUCAGAAAUCAAAAGAACCCUAAAUCAGAAAUCGGUAGAUAUCAAAUGGGAUCAAUCUGUUCUCGAGAAAUCAUCCAUGGAGAACAACGAUAUUGAAUCAUACAAUUUUCCGGCGACUGACGAUGCAAGCAGCAUGAUCACGGAAGAACCACAUCAAGAGGUCACGGAAAUGGAUCAAUUAGAAGCGGAACUUGAAUCUGAGCUUUUAAAACUUCAUAUCUCGAAAUCACAAGAUCAUGAUUUGGAAUCUAAUCAAAGCGGUGGUGUAAUCCCAUAUGAACUUGAUCAGAAAUUAUGUCAUCUGCUAAUCGAACAACAGGAAAGUCAAAUUGUUGACUUGGAAUCGGAAUUGCAUUUUACGAAUUCCAAGCUUUUGGAGAAGGAAUCGGAGCUUCAAGCAUUGAAGGAUUGCGUUAAACGUCUCACUGAGUUUUCUCUGACAUGUCCCUCAGAUGAAGAAAGAGAAGGCCAGAUCGAUGAAGCUCAUAACAAGUUGAUUAAUGGGAAUGGAAGAUCAAUGGUUGGGAUCAAAAGAGCAAUAGACUUCGAUUGAAAUUCAUUUCUUCAUAUACUAACCUAGCUAAACAUUGUUUAUAUGAUAAAGUAACAUAACAAUAUUCUAUUUCUAGAUAUUUAAAUCCUAAUCCUUGCUACUUUCAAGUUAUUUUUUCAAAAGAUUUCAC